Triplophysa dalaica is the source of this 4952-nucleotide messenger RNA. RefSeq names its product histone H2B. The record is from RefSeq and is a predicted model, not a curated record. Bases 459 to 833 code for a protein of 124 amino acids. Gene Ontology annotation, cellular component: nucleosome. Gene Ontology annotation, molecular function: protein heterodimerization activity; structural constituent of chromatin; DNA binding. NCBI's taxonomy places the organism in Eukaryota, Metazoa, Chordata, Actinopteri, Cypriniformes, Nemacheilidae. The transcript has a single exon.
UCUUUAAUGACAAGCUUUACUGUUAGCAGUAAUUUUGAUAAAUAUUGCAUGCAACGUUUCCUUGCAUUCACUUGAUAAACGCUUCAAAGGAAAAUAAAGAUCAGAACAACACCAGCAAAGUAUCAACAUUUAAAAUGAAACGAUUCGUUGCCUUCGUAGUUUAGUAAAAAGCUCAUCAGUUGUAUUGCAAAACGAUAAAUGGAAAAAGUGCGGGAAACCAAGACACCUGACGCCAAGGGGUGUGUUCUAAAAUGAGGCGAUGGGUGUGGCUACUGAUUUAAAGACUUUGAAUGGCUCUUUAAGGUGUCCGCUUAUUCAAUGAAAUCGAUUAUCGUUCGUGGGCGUACCGAGACACGCAAUCAGAAUGUGAGAUCAUGCUCUUUGUUAAUUUGCAUGGGCAGAUAAUAAAUACUGGAAGUCUAACACCUUUUCAUUCAUUCGUGACUUCUGAGUAAAUCAUGCCUGAACCAGCGAAGUCAGCGCCCAAGAAAGGCUCAAAGAAAGCCGUUGUUAAGACCGCCGUAAAGGGAGGAAAGAAGCGAAGAAAGUCCAGGAAGGAGAGCUACGCCAUCUACGUGUACAAAGUCCUUAAGCAGGUUCAUCCCGACACCGGCAUUUCUUCUAAGGCCAUGGGCAUCAUGAACUCUUUCGUCAACGACAUCUUUGAGCGCAUCGCCGGUGAGUCUUCUCGUCUCGCUCACUACAACAAGCGCUCCACCAUCACAUCCAGAGAGAUCCAGACCGCCGUUCGUCUCCUGCUGCCCGGUGAGCUGGCCAAGCACGCCGUAUCUGAGGGAACUAAGGCCGUCACAAAGUACACCAGCUCCAAGUAAACUCCCGCUUGUAGCUCUUAACACCCCAAAGGCUCUUUUAAGAGCCGCCCACUCUCUCGGUAAAGCGCUUCCAUUAAAGUGAAACCUGGUCGCCAACGUCACGUUUUCAGCUGGGGGCGCUAAAGGCCUAAAUCAGCUAUGAGCGAAUGCAUGUCGAGUUGUUUCUGUCGUUGGUGUCCGAACGGAGCAUUUUUUUGAAAAGUCACAGCGACUACAAAAAAACAAGAUGACAUAAGUUCUGUUGCAACACGUGUCACGGUUCCCCGUUUCUCGUGUUUUUACCUUGGACUUCAUUCCCCACAAUCCCUCAUGCUCACCCACCUGUGUCUUAUCUCUAAUCACGCACCUGACAGCCAUCAGUCUCAUCAUCCAAUGACCAUUUCGUUCCGUUGUUCUGUGUCCGCUAUUGUAUAUCCAACGCCUUACCCAAUAUUGUCUUUUUCUCUUCCUUUACUCAUCUUUGCAAAAAAACGAUAAACUCAUUACGCUGCUGCUGGAGAAAUCCAUUUUUUGUUCUGCUGUUGAAAGCACGAAGGCUGAAUAGCGUUUGAGCGCCACCUAACGUUUAGGCGUGAAAUGUAUUCUCCAUCAGCGCCAUGUACCGUGCGGGCGUCAAAUAGAAGAAAGCUAAAUUCGUUUCAUCGUUGAUUUGAAAUUUUGGUUAGUCGGGUAUUCGUUUCGCUUUUUUUUUCCUUUUCAGUGUAGCGCUUCACCGCAGGUCAACUGCUUUUUUACCUUCUCACGUGAUUGGUGUCUUAUUUUUGAUGGUUAUAAGUCGUGUUAAAUUGCUGUGUUUAUUAAAUAUUUAUUUAUUUACCACGGGGCUGUUUAAUGCUUCAAACUGAUUGGUUGACAAACGUUUUACACCUAUUAAGGUGUUCCAGGUCUGCUGUUCCAGUUCCGUUCUCUAAGGUCAGACAACAGAAAUGUUAUAGUGUAGCCAUCACUGCACACAGCACCCUGCUCAUGAUCUGACGUUUAUAAUGUCAAACUUUAUCUCAAAAGCGGCCCUGCAACGGUGUUUCGUGCAUUCUGACUUCUUUACAAUAUUAAACUUGCUGUCUUCUCAUGCUUAACAUGGUAAACUUGUCAAAAAACGAGUUGGGCGUAUUACAUAGUAUUUCGGUGCUCGAUACACUCCCCCAGCGAUCGUAAAGGUUUUCAAAAAUUUUUUUUAACAUAGAAAUCUGUUUUGAAAAUUUUUUCUUAGUCCCUUAUUAGACAAUUCUCCCGGAAAAGCAGAAUGGCACGGCCACAUGGCAGUAAAGAGAGCAGUGGAAGGAGCAUGCGCAUACUUCACUUUCACUUGUAAGCAGGAGAGAGAUCAUACGAUCGCGAAGUUCAAGUAUUUGUUUGUUCAAUUUAUUUGGGUGAUGAAUGUUAUAUAAACUGUGGACAUAACGCUGGAUUUGGAGAUCGUUCGAAACUGAUAUAUGGGGCCGUCCCAGCGCUUGAACCGCAUGCAGUGAGUGAAACUGAUGUCUAUGUUUUGUUGACAAUGGGUGCGCACGUGCUUUGGUUCAGCCUACCCCUCCCCCCGCACGCGCCGUAUGUUUUCGGAAAUGAGAAAAUUUGUGUUUUUGGAUUCCGAACAGCUGAUUUGAGUUAAUUCAAUUUAUUCUGGGCAGACUUACCUUGCGUUAAGCGCUUUCACUACGACUAUAAAAAGCCAUCAUCAGUGGAGCCCCGAUAUUACGAUUCACCAUUGCAAACGGCUCCAAAAAAAGCAAUCUGGCGGCAGAAGCGCUUGACAGCGAGGGAGAAGGGUCUGGCUCAACUUCCACACUCAGACUUGCACUCUCAGAUUUGCACACUCAGACACCUUUGCUUCCUGAGACAUCACUUGCAGUCGACACCCGCACUCUUCAGGUGGCUUGACUUUUGCACGCGUAGCACAAGCACAUGUUGGAUUGAGAACACCUUUCAGUUAUGGAACGCGAAAGGGGACAUUUUUUAUAACACGAAACGCGUGAAAUUUGGAUGCGUCAUCGUGACAAUUUUUAAAUGUGACUAUGUUCCGUGUAAAAGCAAACUUUUCUAUCGUCUUUACGCAAAGUUUUUAGGGUGUUUAAACAAACGUUUUUGUUGUGUCAACAGGUCAUUUUUGAUGUUUAAUAUUUCUACUCUUAUUUUGAUGCGUGAAAAUAUUUCGGUUUUAGUUUAACUGCUGACAAUUUGAGGUCCAUAAAUAAUUUAAAAUCACUAAUUACAUAUCGCUGUUAUUUAAUUGCUUUUUUAUCUCACAUCUUUUGUGGUAUACUUAUAUUUAUAUUCUAUCCAGUUUUGUAUGGUGUAUAACUUAGGCUUCAUAUAAUUAAAUUUUUAUAUACAACUUUAAGGUCACUGCGCACACACUGUAUAUUACAGCACAUUUCAUCACUUAUAUCUUAUAUAAGUUCUAAUACUGAAUUUUAAAGAUGUUGCCAAAUAAAAUGCAUUUCUUGAAAAGGGUAUACACUUUUUCAUGCUUCAACCAUAAUGUCCAAUAUGCACAUAUGUGGAUGAAGGAGCAAUUCAAGUCACGGUUAGAAUAACAAAGGACAUUAGAAAGACCUGUGUACUGACUCAGAAAGCAGAGAUGAACAGCCCAUAAAAGGACAACCUUUCCCUGCAUUGUUUUAAUAACUUUGAGCUUCUUGCAUUGAACAGAAUAUAGGAAUAAAUAGAGUGUGCGGUUUUCAUUGUUAUUACUUGUAUGAUAUCAUAUUGAAUAUACACAGUGGUGUUUAAGAGUUUUUAAUUAUGAGCCAUUUAACUUGUACAAUUAUCUGCAGAGAAAUCCUCCAGGUCCUGCAUAGUCUGAUUUUCAGCAUAUUCUGCAUGUCUGACCUCUGUACAUUAGUCACUCUGAUAUUGAGAUGAUCUUUACAUACUGAAAUAUAAUAGUUGAGUAUGAGUGAUUGUGGUAAGUCUGUAAGGAUGAAUCUGACAUUGGUCAAACAUGCAGAAAAUGCAAAAAAAUCAAAGACCAGUGAACAGUUUAAUGGACCUGGACAAACAAGAAACUCUUAAAUAAAUUUCUCAAAACCGCACACACACUGGCAUUGAUUUUACAGGUUACUUUAUACAGUAUUAAGAAUCAGGUGUAUGUAAACUUUUGACCACCAUACAAUAUAUCUCUUCAUAGGCCUGUCUAUAUGUAAUGUGCAGGGCAAAUUUCAAAGUAACGUAUGAUAAUAUGAUGCUGUAUACUGCUUGACAUUGUUAAAAUCAUCCUCUGUGUGAUAAGAGGAAGCCAAAUCGAAUGCAGUCCGUAAAGGUUCUUUGGCACUUUAAUAAAAAUACUUCUAAGAGCAUUCAGACAGAGCUAUUCACCUUGCCACAUUUAGGAGAUAAAAAACGCAAAAGUUAAAUUCUGGGACAAAAAGAUGAGAUGACAGCCCAUGACAUAGGACUGACAUCACAACCAACGUAUCACUCAGAACUUAUACACUGUAAAAAAAGAUUUGUUGGUUCAACAUAAAAAAUAAGUUUCCUGGUUGCCUUAAAAUUUUGAGUUACUUCAACUUAAAUUUAUUACUUAACACAAUGAGACACACUCAUUGAUCCAACUAAUAGCUUUUUCAAACAACUAAAGAUUAUUUCUUACCUUAACACUGCGUUAAGUUGAUCCAACUAAUACAUUGUUCAAACAACUAAAGAUUUUGUGUUACCUAAACACUGUGUUAGUUGAUCCAACUAAUACAUUGUUCAAACAACUACUGAUUGUUUUUUACCUUAACACUGUGUUUAGUUGAUCCUAAUAGCUUUUUCAUACAACUAAAGAUUAUUUGUUACCUUAACACUGUGUUUAGUUGAUCAAACUAAUACAUUGUUCAAACAACUAAAGAUUAAUUGUUACCCUAAACACUACGUUUAGUUUUCAUAACUAAAAAUAUUUAGUUAUUGCAACGAUCUACAAAAUUGACCUGGUUGACUCAAAAUGUUGAGUUAAGUCAACAAAUAAUUAAAAUCUGACAUAACAAAAGCAUAGUUAUUCUGACAUGACUGAUGUAUACAAUACAACACAAAGGCAUAACAAUGUAAAACAAAUCAACAUUUAUUUUAACAUUUAAAUAAAAUCAUAUUUUCAUAUCUAUAAUCAUAUAGAAAGGAAUAUAUUUAAACAUUUUAAAGUGU